AGUCCGCAGGCCGACGCUCGAUCCACUGAGCCCAGCCGGCCAGGGAGAGAGAAAGGUUUUGAGGGCACCUGGCGUCUCUACUUGGGUGUCUCGCAGGCAUCUUCAAUUCCACAGUCAUUUCCUGGGGACCCAGCCCCCCAGCAUCUCCAGCCUGGCGCCUGGCAAAACAGACCUUCAGAAAACACUGGUCGGUGACCAGAUGCUCCGCAUCAUGGUGCCUAGCACCGCUGCCUCUCAGCUUGCACAAGGCAGCGCUCCCUCCCCGUGGCCUCACACAUCAUUCCCUCCCAGCUCCUCUACCUUCACCUUCUUAAUGCACCUCUGGAAUCCGGCCUCUGCGUCAUCUCUGCCAUCUUCCUGAUGUCAGGUGUUCAUAGCGCCCCCAGAGCAGAUGGGGUGUCCAAAAGUCCUGCAGGGAGAAACAGAGAGAGUGCUGCAGUCCAAGAUAAUUUUGAAAUAGAGUUACUUCAGGCCCAAUACAAAGAACUUAAAGAGAAGAUGAAGGCAAUGGAAGAAGAAGUUCUCAUUAAAAACGGAGAAAUUAAAAUUUUGCGGGACUCACUGCAUCAGACAGAAUCCGUUUUGGAGGAACAGAGAAGAUCGCAUUUCCUGCUGGAGCAGGAGAAAGCGCAGGCCCUGAGCGACAGGGAGAAGGAGUUCUCCAAAAAGCUCCAGUCGCUGCAGUCCGAGCUCCAGUUUAAAGAUGCGGAGAUGAAUGAAUUAAGGACAAAGCUUCAGUGCAAUGAACGAGCACAUAAGCCAGCUGUUCCCUCCACGUCCCACGGCAGUCCUAGGAAAAGCCCUUCUGUGGCUCUAAAGCCAGAAGCGUGUUCUCCACAAUUUGGAAAACCAUCUUUCCCCACAAAGGAGUCUUUUAACGCGGACAUGUCCGUCCCCCACCCCCGCCACCCAGAGCCAGGGUGCAAGUCGCUGGCGGGCCCAGAGGAAAAUAAGACCCACAGUCUGGGAGGUGACCCCACAAAGCAAGAAGAGUCCCCAAAAAGUCUUGUUGGCAGCCUGAUGCAGAGAUCAAACCCUCAAGGUUCCAUUUUGAUCAGCCUUCUCCUGAAGCAGCCGUUGAUCCCAGGGUCACCCCUCGGUCUGUGCCACCUCCUGAGCUGUGGUUCUGAGGCUCCCACCAGCACCCUGCUGCAGCCCCUGGGGCUUGGCAGCGCCGGGGCUGGGAUUUCAGGCCUGAGGACCACAGGCUCUCGCGAUGGGCCGUUUCCCCUCUCGGCCCUGCGAGAAGCACAGGACCUGGCCCUGACCGGACUGAACCUGAUCGCCCGGGAGGAGGACUCCUGUGCCGGGGCCCCAGCGGAGGGGGGCCCAGGGGCCUUCCCGCUCUGCCCGCUUCCCGGUGCCACGCACCUGCUCCCCCUGUCGGCCGCGGGGGGCCUUGCCGGGGACCAAGGCCAGCACCCCCUGCUGGAGGCGCUGCUCCGCCUGUUAGCUUUCUCUUCCGCAGCCGCAGGCCACCUUCCAGCCAGCCUCCUCAGCCAGUGCCUUAAGGUGUUGGUGAAAUUAGCUGAAAACUCUCCCUUUGAGCUCUUGCCCAGGUUCCAGUGUGUGUUCCCGCUGCUGCCACAGUGCCUCCGCCCGGACGUCCCCCUGCCCAGCGUGCUGCUGGCGGUGGAGCUCCUGGCCCUCCUGGCCGACCACCAGGCGCUGGCACCUCAGCUCUGCUCCCGCUCAGAAGGGUGCCUCCUGCUGCUGCUGUACAUGUACAUCACCUCCAGGCCCGACAGCGCGGCCACGGACAUGCAGUGGCUCCACCUGGAGCAAGAGGCCGUGUGGCUCCUGGCUAAGCUGGGCAUACAGAGCCCCGUGUCCCCGGUCACUGGCUCCAGCUGCCAGUGCAACGCGGAGGUGGUCCGGGUGCUCACGGUGGUGCUGCACAGACAGUGGCUGACGGUGCGGAGGGCAGGGAGAGCCCCGAGGACGGCGCAGCAGAGGCGCACGGUGCGGUGUCUGCGGGAUGGGGCGCUGCUGCUGCACAGCCUGUCCCAGAAGGACAAGCUCUUCGCCGUGCACUGCGUGGGGGUCCUGCACCAGUACGACCAGGCGGUGCCCGGGGUCAGCGCGCUCAUCCGCAGCCUCCCCGACGUGACCGACUGCGAAGAGGCUGCCCUGGAUGACCUCUGCGCGGCAGAGCCCGACGCGGACGACCCCGACAUGGACUGCGGCUGAGGUCUGAGCAUCGCGCCCGCGGCUUCCUCCCGGGCUGAUUAAAGCAGUGCCGCUGAGAACUGC
Molecule: messenger RNA, 2253 nt
Organism: Myotis brandtii (Brandt's bat)
Lineage: Eukaryota; Metazoa; Chordata; Mammalia; Chiroptera; Vespertilionidae
Gene: ATRIP
Product: ATR interacting protein
Exons: 14
Coding region: 361-2190 (609 amino acids)
Biological process (GO): DNA damage checkpoint signaling; DNA repair
Source: RefSeq, a predicted model, not a curated record